UGCCUCAACUAGAAAAACAAAAAAUAAAAAAUAAUUGAAAAUCCUCGAAACCUUUUUGGUUUCUAUUCUUGUUCUUCGUCUCAAAAUUACGAACUCGAUUGAUUCGAUCCACCAAUCGGUUUCAGAGGGAAAAGAAGGAGAUGAAUCUGAACAUGAACUCAGUGGAGACUCUGGUGGCUCAAAUCCAAGGGCUAUCGAGCAGCGUCGACGACAUCAAACACCUCCACAACCUCCUGAAACAAUCGGAGGAACUUCUUCACUCCGAGUCGACUCGCUUGGCCACUUCUCUUGCCGAACUCGACCCCUCCAAUCAUUCCCUUGGAUAUCUCUACAUUCUGGAGGCAUGCACAAAUACACGGACUUCGAAAGAGCAAGCCAAUGAACAUGUUCUGUUGGUUGCCAGGUUUAUCAAUGUGUGUGCUGUGGAGCAGAUUCGUUUGGCACCUGAUAAAUUUGUAUCUGUUUGUAAGAAGUUCAAGGACCAAGUGAUGAUGCUUGAAGCUCCUAUGCGGGGUGUAGCUCCGCUGCUUACAGCUGCUCGAAAGCUUCAAUCCUCUUCUGAACAUUUAACUACUCUGCAUCCAGAUUUUCUUCUUCUUUGUGUAUUGGCUAAGUGUUACAAAACUGGUCUUCACAUUUUGGAGGAUGAUGUGUUUGAGGUUGAUCAGCCAAGGGACCUCUUUCUCUACUGCUAUUAUGGGGGUAUGAUAUGCAUAGGACUAAAGCGUUUUCGCAAAGCAUUGGAGCUUCUACACAAUGUUGUAACUGCUCCAAUGUCGACUAUGAAUGCUAUAGCUGUUGAAGCAUACAAAAAAUACAUUCUUGUUUCAUUGAUUCAUCUUGGGCAGUUUUCCACCAACUUCCCAAAGUACACUUCUUCAGUGGCUCAAAGGAAUCUAAAGAAUUUUUCUCUGCCCUAUAUUGAGUUGGCAAAUUGUUAUAGCACUGGAAAAGUAUCAGAACUUGAGGCAUAUGUCCAGGCAAACAAGGAAAAGUUUGAAAGUGACAACAAUCUUGGAUUGGUGAAGCAGGUUAUAUCAUCCAUGUAUAAACGAAAUAUCCAGAGAUUGACUCAAACAUACUUGACACUCUCUCUCCAAGACAUAGCUAACACAGUGCAGCUGAGCAGUGCAAAGGAGGCAGAAAUGCAUGUACUUCAAAUGAUCCAAGAUGGCGAAAUAUAUGCAACAAUUAACCAGAAGGAUGGAAUGGUUAGAUUCCUAGAGGAUCCUGAACAAUAUAAAACGUGUGAGAUGAUUGAGCAUAUUGAUUCAUCUAUUCAAAGGAUAAUGACACUUUCGAAGAAGCUGACUGUUAUGGAUGAACUCAUAUCCUGUGAUCCUUUGUACCUAGCUAAGGCUGGGAGAGAGCGUCAAAGAUUUGAAUUCGAUGACUUCGAUACUGUUCCUCAAAAAUUCAACAUAUGAACAAAGGAAUUACCCACAUCACAUUGAUGAGAGAUUUUUAAACGAUGAUGAAUGUGAUGCUAGGCUUACUUUGAUUUAUCAACGGCAUAAUUUCUCUAGUCAUUUUGGUCUCAAGGGGAAGUGGAGUGGUUGGAUUGUAAUUCCAUCAUGAAUUUAAUAUUUUUGGCCAUAUUUUUUCCAUUUUCACCUAUACAAGUGCUGGAUCCUCCUAUUCUUGGUUUUCUGCUUUCUUCAAUCUAUAGAGUUCUGGUAUAAUUUAUAUAAA
This is a messenger RNA of Cornus florida, 1692 nucleotides long. RefSeq names its product COP9 signalosome complex subunit 3. The transcript is spliced from 11 exons. Gene Ontology annotation, biological process: ubiquitin-dependent protein catabolic process. Lineage: Eukaryota; Viridiplantae; Streptophyta; Magnoliopsida; Cornales; Cornaceae. The record is from RefSeq and is a predicted model, not a curated record. Gene Ontology annotation, cellular component: COP9 signalosome. The coding region runs from base 141 to 1427 and encodes 428 amino acids.